AUGAGUGAUCCAAUUAAUGCAAACCCAACAGUUAUAGACAUUAAUAAUCUACCCACAAGACUAAAUACUUUGGACGAUGACGCAUCAGCACUCGAAGGCAAGAAUGCUAAACUCAUUUCAGAAAUCACAUCACUUUCCUUACUCAGUUACCCAAACAUAGACAACGGUGACUUGACAUCUCUUGAAGAGUCACUUACAUCAUCCUCGCUAAGCUCCAACGCCGCAUCAGAUGAUGAUGUUGAUGUUGAUGUUGAUGAUGAUGAUGACAUUGUUGAUACUGAAUUUACCUCCGAUUCCCGUACCGUCGCUACUGCCAAUAACGACGAAGAUCCAAUAGAUGAACAAGAAAUAUUUGACCUAAUAGCAACAAUAUCAGACCCAGAACAUCCUCUCACCUUAGCUCAACUCGCAGUCGUCAACCUUGACGACAUUUCCAUUCAACAUGCACCUCGCAAUCAAAUCUCAACAGUCACCAUCAAAAUCACCCCCACCAUCACCCACUGUUCACUCGCCACAUUGAUUGGGUUGGGGAUCCGUGUUCGAUUGGAGCGCAGCUUACCAGCUAGAUUCAGGAUCAAGAUUGUUAUCAAAGAAGGUACUCACCAACUGGAACUGCAAGUGAAUAAACAAUUGAAUGAUAAAGAGCGAGUUGCUGCUGCCUGUGAAAACGAUCAGUUGUUGGGAGUUAUUCUGCAGAUGUUGAGUACAUGCAAAUAG
This is a messenger RNA of Lodderomyces theae, 717 nucleotides long. RefSeq names its product iron-sulfur cluster assembly protein. Gene Ontology annotation, biological process: iron-sulfur cluster assembly. The transcript has a single exon. The coding region runs from base 1 to 717 and encodes 238 amino acids. The record is from RefSeq and is a predicted model, not a curated record. NCBI's taxonomy places the organism in Eukaryota, Fungi, Ascomycota, Pichiomycetes, Serinales, Debaryomycetaceae.